AUGACUUAUUCCUUCUUUCUCUAUCACUUCAUUCUUCUUUUCUUUAUCACUUCUUUCUUCUUCGUCACUCUUUCCUUCUUUUCUUUAUCACGUCUUUCUUUUUUAUCACUUCUUUCUUCUGUGUCACGCUUUCUUUCUUUAUCACUUCUUUCUACUUUGUCACUUCUUCCUUUUCUUUAUCACAUCUUUCCUUUCUUUAUUACUUUAUACUGUGUCACUUCUUCCUUUUUUGUCACAUCUUUCUUCUCUGUCACUUAUUCCUUCUUUUCUCUAUCACUUCUUUCGUCUUUAUCACUUCUUUCUUUUUUUAUCACUUCUUUCUUUCUUUAUCACUUCUUUCUCCUCUAUCAAUUCUUCUUUUUUAUCAAUUCUUCUUUCUUUUCUCCUUUAUCACUUCCCCCGUUUUUUUUUCUUUAUCACUUCUUCCUUCUUCGCUAUGAUUUCUUUCUUUCUAUAUCUUCUUCUUUUGAGUGUUCUUACCUUCUUUUUCUUUUUCCUUUUUUUUGUUUUCCUCGUCUUUUCCACCAUUUUCUAUUUUUUCGAUUUGUUCCUUUUUCCUUCUUCUUCUUACCCAUUCUGCUGCCCCAUUUAUUUUCAUGUCAUCUAACUCCUACUUCCGUGCAAGAUGCAAAUAAAAUGUGGGAAACAUUCAAAUUAAAUCAGCUGGAAAGAAAGGAAUAA
Messenger RNA from Acanthosepion pharaonis, 681 nucleotides. The record is from the annotation of a GenBank genome assembly. Lineage: Eukaryota; Metazoa; Mollusca; Cephalopoda; Sepiida; Sepiidae.